Exaiptasia diaphana is the source of this 941-nucleotide messenger RNA. RefSeq lists its product as uncharacterized. The record is from RefSeq and is a predicted model, not a curated record. NCBI's taxonomy places the organism in Eukaryota, Metazoa, Cnidaria, Anthozoa, Actiniaria, Aiptasiidae. Bases 312 to 941 code for a protein of 209 amino acids. The transcript is spliced from 6 exons.
UUGAGAGAUGUUGCAAAAUUCGAAUUUCCUCCCAAUUAAAGCUUCAGUUGGCAUACGCACCCAAGGCGAAGAGCAUUCGUCUGAAUAUCAGGUGCCUAAGAGAACAUUUAUGUCUGUGGCAUCUGAGUUCAGAAGGAAGAUGUUCGAACUUUUAUCGCCUGAGGUUACAGAGAUAACGCCGCUUGGGGCCGACAAAAACUUCGACAGGACAUUUAAAUCGUACGUCGAAUUGAGAUAUGGACGACUUGACGUAAGUUUCUUUGCGGUUCAUUUUUUGUACACUAACAUUUGCAUCAUGCAUCCGUUAAUUGAUGUCUUCAUACUCUGGUAACUCACAGGAUUUCAGAAAACAAGUUUGGGCAGCAAAAUUCUCGAGCAGAUGUUGGGAAAAGCUCGUCCAAAUAGAUGCUAAACGCCCUGUUACAGUUUACACGCUAAAAUGGCUUUAUUCCACCACCAGCGAAAAUGAAAUUUUUCAAAACUUAACCAGUGUUUUGGAAAACCCCCAAACGCUCGCAUCGUUGAAUAACGCCGCAAAAUCGAAGACACAAGCCCCAAAACAGAAUUUGAUGCAAGAGGAUCCAGAGCAGUGGAUGAAAGAAAAGGAAGAAGAAAAUGAGAUUUUGAGAAAUGCAUCACAGCAUUUAAGAACAAUUGCCGACCUAAAUGGGACAAUUUCCGGUCUUAGAGCGGACCUCAGUAAAGCCCUUGUUAAAGUCAGCGAACUCGAAAAAAAUAUUGAACGGAUUGUGCAUGAAGAGCACAUUAAAAGAAAGGACUGUCUGAAGGUCAUUGAGACUCAAAAAGAAGAAAUCUUGGACUGGAAGAAURAGUUUCUCAAGGCGAAUUCCGUAUCCUUGGAACCGGAAGUGAAGAAAAAGAAAAAAAGUGAUCCUUUGGAAGCCAGCAGCACUACUACAGUAAAUAUCAAAUUGAUCUGA